GUUUUACCAUAAGUUACUCUUAAUAUUCGUCUUUCUAUCCUGGCCAAAUUCGAUUCAACCGCAGAUGGGUAAAUCAUCCAAAGAUAAGCGCGAUGCCUACUACCGUCUCGCCAAGGAGCAAGGUUGGCGUGCCCGAAGUGCUUUCAAGCUUCUUCAAUUGGACGAGGAGUUCAAUCUUUUCGAAGGAGUCACUCGCGUAGUAGACCUCUGCGCCGCACCUGGAAGCUGGAGCCAAGUCCUGUCUCGCGUUUUGAUCAAGGGCGAGAAGAUUGGACGUGCUGGCUGGGAAGACAAGCAAGCCAAGGAGAAGCUCGAGUUACACAAUCAGACUACCACAACUAUCCCAAGGCGCGAGCAAGAAGUCAAGCAGCAGCUUCAGCCGAGAGAAAAUGUCAAGAUUGUGGCUAUUGAUUUGCAGCCAAUGUCACCUCUCGAAGGCAUUGUGACAAUGCGCGCAGAUAUUACACAUCCUUCCACUAUUCCACUACUACUUAAGGCUCUGGAUCCGGAAAUCUUCGACCAUACAUCUGUACAAGCUUCUCAUCCUGUGGAUCUCGUCAUUUCAGACGGUGCCCCUGAUGUCACUGGCUUGCAUGAUCUUGACACAUACGUUCAAUCUCAGUUGCUCUGGGCAGCGCUGAACCUCGCGCUAUGCGUUCUCAAGCCAGGCGGCAAGUUCGUGGCCAAGAUCUUCCGUGGCAAAGAUGUCGAUCUUCUAUAUGCCCAGCUCAAGAUUGUGUUCGAGCGUGUACGAGUGGCUAAGCCAAGAAGUAGUCGUGCAAGCAGUGUGGAAGCCUUUGUCGUAUGUACAGGCUUCCGCCCGCCAAAGGGCUUCAAGGCCAGUCUGGAAAACCCUCUAGGGGCAGGCACACAAUUACAAGUACCGGAGAGUAUGAGAACCACGAAGACGCCACCAUCACGUACACUAAGACCUGAUGGCAUCACAGAACUAGAGCUGGGCUCUGGAGACGAAGAGGAAGGUAAAGACAUUCGAUGGAUCGCGCCGUUCUUGGCCUGUGGAGAUCUCUCAGCCUACGAUGCCGAUGCUUCGUACCACCUGCCCAAGGAUCACGUCGUGCUGGAUCCUGUACAGCCACCGACCGCGCCGCCAUACAGGAAAGCAUUGGAGAUGCGCAAGACGGCUGGUGGAGCAUACGGCAAGACCAAACUGGGUUGAAAGGGCAGCUUCAUUGACUUCACCUCGAAGAUCAAGGCUAUUCUGGCAUAUGAGGAUUUCCAAACCGGCUAGCGCUCGAAGCGGGUCCUUGAGCUUGGAACACGUAUUGACUGCUUCACCACCAAGGCAGCGGGCUAUAUUGCAAAAAGUGUGGUAUCUUUCGAUAUGGUGUCAUGUGAGGAGCGCUCGUCAAAAGAACCUGCAGCCAACC
Aureobasidium subglaciale EXF-2481 is the source of this 1388-nucleotide messenger RNA. RefSeq lists its product as uncharacterized. The coding region runs from base 65 to 1177 and encodes 370 amino acids. The record is from RefSeq and is a predicted model, not a curated record. Gene Ontology annotation, molecular function: tRNA methyltransferase activity. The transcript has a single exon. Gene Ontology annotation, biological process: tRNA methylation; cytoplasmic translation. NCBI's taxonomy places the organism in Eukaryota, Fungi, Ascomycota, Dothideomycetes, Dothideales, Saccotheciaceae. Gene Ontology annotation, cellular component: cytoplasm.